Clupea harengus (Atlantic herring) is the source of this 2716-nucleotide messenger RNA. It is a transcript of the gene ghrb, whose product is annotated as growth hormone receptor b. The record is from RefSeq and is a predicted model, not a curated record. Lineage: Eukaryota; Metazoa; Chordata; Actinopteri; Clupeiformes; Clupeidae. Gene Ontology annotation, cellular component: external side of plasma membrane. Gene Ontology annotation, biological process: cytokine-mediated signaling pathway. Gene Ontology annotation, molecular function: cytokine receptor activity; protein binding.
UGGCAAACUGUUCCAAGGAGAAGCCCUCAAACGGGUUUGCUGCACGCUCAGGCUACAGCUGACGCAGGCUGAUAUUUGCCUGUCACAUUAUGUUUAGACAACUACAAUGACACAAAUAAGUCGGGUCUCUUAAGUUGAAUUCUUAGAACAAUCUCCGUGGUCUUUUCUUCUCUGGACACCACCAUCCCAAGAGCACAUCGAACGGGAUCCUGACAUGGCAGCUAUCCAAGCUCUUUUCAUUGGUUUUCUUCUUGUUCAUGAUGUGGCCAUGCAGGGGCUUUCCCCAACAUUUAAAGACCAGUCUCAAACGCCUUACUUGACUGGCUGUGUAUCAAGAGCAAUGGAAUCAUUUUACUGCUCUUGGAGUGUUGGAACAUUCCAGAACCUUACAGAGCCUAGAGACCUCAAGCUCUUCUACAUGUUUCAAGAUAUGAUUUCUCCCAAAAAAUGGCUGGAAUGCCCUCAAUACACCUUGCUGAGAGAAAAGGAGUGUCGUUUUGACAGAGAACACACACAAAUAUGGACUCCUUACAAAAUCCAGCUACGCUCACGUGAUCAGGACGUUGUCUAUGAUGAAGUCCAGUUCACAGUGGAGAACAUUGUAUAUCCUGACCCACCUGUUGGGUUGAACUGGACAUUUCUGAGUGUGGGCAUGACCAAGAUGUACACUGAUGUGGUGGUGAGCUGGGAGCCACCGCCGUCAGCAGCAAUCGAAGUAGGGGUGGGAUGGUUGGCCCUGGAGUACGAGACUCAGUACCGAGAGACUGGUUCAGCCACUUGGAACAUUCUGAAUGCAGACAAAGAGACCAAGAAAUUUAUCUAUGGACUUCGCACAAACACAGAUUAUGAAAUCAGAGUAAGAUGCAAGAUGAAAGGCUUCAUGAACUUCAGCAACUUCAGCGACUCCCUAAUGAUCAACAUACCAGCCACAGAAUCAAGAGUUCCAAUUGCUGUUGGGUUCGUCUUGACAGCAGUGGGCUUUGCUGUCAUUGGUAUGCUAGUACUGGUCACCCGACAGAAAAAGCUCAUGGUGAUUUUCUUGCCUCCUAUCCCUGGCCCCAAAAUCAGAGGCAUUGACCCAGAACUCUUUCAGAAAGGUAAACUGUCAGAUCUGACCUCAAUCCUGACCACUCAUGCUGUCCUGAGGUCUGACCUCUACAACGAUGACUCCUGGAUAGAGUUUAUUGAACUGGACAUAGAUAAGCCAAAUGAGACUGAGCAAGACCUGGAGACGGCGUUCCUCAUAGACCACUCUGCCUCCUCCUCUGACAGCACACAUCUUAUCAAUGAUUUCCGUGACGAUGAUUCAGGUCGGGCCAGCUGCUGUGAACAAGACCUGCCAGACCCUGACACAGUGGAGUGUCGAAACCUUAUGCUGUCGUCGGCCUCGGUUCUUGACCCCACUGCAACUCCCCAAACAGGAGCGGCAUUUCAAGACUCAUGGUCCGGCACACCAGAUCUGUAUGCCCAGGUGAGACAAGUAACCCUAUCAGGUGAAGUGGUGUUGACCCCUGAAGAGCAAAGCCAUAGAAGGGAGGUUAUGAAUAAACGGUACAAACCGAAAUGUGAUCAGACCACGAAAGAGCCAGAGUUCCACGUGCGUGUGCUUGGAGACUCAGAUGAGAGGGGCAACACCUCUGAGCCAGACAACAACAACAUGAGCACCAACCAAUCAACGGAUCGCAGCACAUCUACAUCCCUACCAUUAGAUGAUGUCAACGGUGCGCCGCGUCAGCCGUUAAUGGGUUACCAAGAACCACAGGUGGCCCCAGCAACAGCGCCAGAGUUGACAGGUCCUCCAUCAUCUGCACUAGCCUCGCCACCUGAAUACACUGUGGUGGAUGGCACUGAUCCACAGAACAGCCUUCUACUGAGAUCAAAUACUCCCAUGGCUCCCAGCUCCUCACACAUGAAACAGAUGCCUUCGCUAGAGGGUUACCUAAGCCCUGACCUUUUGGACAGCAUUGCCUUUUGAAUGACCAUGGAACAACUUUGGUUACAAAUCAUGGAAUCCAGUGCAAAGAAUCUUAAUACAAUCCAAUAGGAUACUGCAUCAGGGAAGUGCCCUACGGGUUUUUAGGAACUAGUGGAGCUUAAUGUGAAAUACCUUUUUGUUGUGCUUUUCAUGGAGUAUAAGAUUCAGAGAUGCUUCUGCCUGAUGAAGGGAAAUGUGACACUGUUAGGCAACAUCAACUAGUGCAGGUUAUAUGAUCUGGGAGAAGAAUUUUCGGGUGUGCCAACAACACAUCUUAGGAGAGGGACCUAAACUGACAUAUGGGAUGUAUCAACAUACUAAAUAGGACUGUGAAACACAGGAAUGGAUUGAUAGUAAAUGUAUCAGCUGUUUGUCUAAUUAGUAGUUGCUGUUGAAGAAAUGUGUUUACUAUUUCAAAGCUUCUUUACUAUGUUAAUCAUAUGAAUUCCUCUCCCUAUGAGUGAAUGACAAGCUGGCCAAAUGUAUCCUACUAUAAAACUGUGAAACUGCUUUGGAUUUUCCAGCAUAAUCCCUAUUUUCUUUUCACCUCAAGGUCCAUGUGAAAGCAAUGACUAAAUGUGCCAUAUCGGAUACGUAACUACAUGUUGAAAAAUAAUUAUACAUAGUGUUUAACAUACUACUGUCUGUUUCUGAAAAUAAGAAUGUAUUUUUGAGAUUUCUCCCGUUUCAUAACUUGAUAUGUGGAAUUUUUUCAAACAAUUAAUAAAAAUCUGAGCAAGA